Messenger RNA from Scaptodrosophila lebanonensis, 1599 nucleotides. Its product is annotated as tetratricopeptide repeat protein 7B-like. The record is from RefSeq and is a predicted model, not a curated record. Gene Ontology annotation, biological process: protein localization to plasma membrane; phosphatidylinositol phosphate biosynthetic process. Lineage: Eukaryota; Metazoa; Arthropoda; Insecta; Diptera; Drosophilidae. The transcript has 2 exons. Gene Ontology annotation, cellular component: plasma membrane. The coding region runs from base 1 to 1599 and encodes 532 amino acids. Gene Ontology annotation, molecular function: protein binding.
AUGUCCCGUUGCAUUCGGAGCAGCCUCUGCGUGAAGUCCCUCAUAGACAGCUGCCGCAGCGAGGUUCCGGACAACAAGCGCCAGCUUCUGAUGGGAGAGACGACGCAUCUGGAGCGCUACCUGGUCGCAUAUCCGCAGCCGCUCUGGCAGUCGGAAAUAGCGCUGGCCGGGGAGGAGCCGGCGGCGCUCAUCGCACGCUAUCGUCGCCUCUUGAAGGCGGCGGAGACGCACAGCACGCGAUUGCAGCGUGCCCAGUGGGCUCUUAAGCUGGCGCGUCUGCUGCUGCACGGCAGUCUGGGACUGGCCUACGAGAUGCCCAGCUUGGGCAGCAUCGGCGCAGUGAAUCAUGGCAAUGGUCAGGCCGACAUCAUCUGCACGCCACAGAACCGGCACGAGGAGGUGUUGCUGCUGCUGCUGAUAGUCUCGGCAGUAAAGCCCUCAGCACUCCUGCUCUACGAUCUGCUGCCGUUGGCCACACUCCGCUGGCCUGCUCUCAGGCCCCUGCUCGCAGCACAACUGCAGUGCGCACUCCCCCAUGCUGGCAGCGACGGGCAGGCCUACCACUUCUGGCAACAGCACGCUCUAAGUCUACUGAUGGCUGGCCAGUGGGCGGCUGCACUGCGCCAGCUUCAGGAGCUGAUGCAGCUGGACCCGCACCAGGCGCUGCCCUUUCUGCUAGCCGCACGCCUCUGCUAUCAGUCCCUGGAGCAGCCCCAGCUGGGCUUGAACUAUGCGUUGCAGGCCUUACAGCUGGGCCAUGCGCGGGCCCAGCUCUAUGUGGGUCUGGGCCAGCAGUGUCUGGGUCGGAAUGCCGAGGCGCUGGCAACGCUGGAGGCGGCCGUACGCGCCGAUGACUGCGAUCAUCUGUCCGAGUACUAUUUGGCGCGACAGCAUGCGCUGCUGCAGCAGCCAGAGGAGCUGCUGGCACUGCUGCUGAGUGGCGGCACGCGACGAGUGGAGGCGCUGUGUGUGGUGAAGGACGCACUGGCCGAAUAUCCCGAUGAUCUGCAGCUGUUGCGGCUGCAGGUGCAACUGGAGCUGCGUUCGGAGGAACCGUCGACGGCACUGGUGACGGCCCAUCGAAUGCUGUCCGUGUGGCAGCGAGUCCAGAGCGAGGACGCGCAGGCGCCACUGAACAUCUGGCUACUGCUGGCCGAAAUCUACCUGGAGCUGGACAAUGCCGAAGAGGCGCUGCACUGCAUUAAGGAGGCCGAGUCGGAGACGACUCGCUUCUCAUCGCUGUCGCAGUCGGCGGCAGUGCUGCUCAUGCGCGGUCGCUGGCAUCUAUACGCGAGCGAGUGUGUAAAGGCGCGUCGCUGGCUCAACGAUGCCCUUGCUCUCAAUCCUAAAAGCGCCCAGGCUCUGCGCUUUCUGGCCGAGACGCAGCUGCGUCUGCAGAUGCCACAGCUGGCGGAGCAGCUGCUGCAGCGGGCGCUCCAAUUGGACGGCAACUGUCCCGAACUCUGGUUCAGUCUGGCGCUGGCCAAACAGGCGCUGGGGGAGAACAGCGCGAGCGUUGCGUGUUUGGUGCGAUCUCUCGAGCUGCAACCGCUGCAUCCAGUGUUGCCCUUUACAGAGUUGCCGCUGGUGUUCGAGUGA